This is a messenger RNA of Chaetura pelagica (chimney swift), 2526 nucleotides long. It is a transcript of the gene ADAM9, whose product is annotated as ADAM metallopeptidase domain 9. Gene Ontology annotation, molecular function: integrin binding; metalloendopeptidase activity. The record is from RefSeq and is a predicted model, not a curated record. The transcript has 23 exons. NCBI's taxonomy places the organism in Eukaryota, Metazoa, Chordata, Aves, Apodiformes, Apodidae. Bases 1 to 2526 code for a protein of 841 amino acids. Gene Ontology annotation, cellular component: plasma membrane. Gene Ontology annotation, biological process: membrane protein ectodomain proteolysis; transforming growth factor beta receptor signaling pathway; cell-cell adhesion mediated by integrin.
AUGUCCAAAGAGGAGCGUUCCCAUGAACUUCCCCUGUGUGUGGAGCUGACAUCUGCACAGCUGAGACCUGGAGGAAGUUUCCAGCAGGUUUCCCUGUUGUCUUCCUAUGAAGUUGUGAUCCCACAGAGGUUGGGAAGAGACCGGCGAGAGGCUUCCAAUGUCUCCUCAGUGCAGGACAAGGUGUCAUAUGCUAUUGAGAUAGAGGGAAAGGAACACACAAUUCAUCUAGAAAAGAACAAAGAACUGCUGCCCAAAGAUUUCAUUGUUUAUACCUAUAAUAAGGAGGGGAAGUUGCAAUCUGAAUAUCCAGAUGUCCAGGAUCACUGCCAUUAUCAGGGAUAUGUGGAGGGGAGCCUGGAUUCUGUGGUUGCUGUCAGCACGUGCUCGGGGCUCAGGGGUUUGGUGACAAUAGGGAACAUCACCUAUGGGAUCGAGCCCAUGGAUCCCUCCUCUAUCUCCAGACACAUUCUAUAUCGUUUGGAUAAUGUGAAGAAGGAGCCCACCAUGUGUGGGGUAACCACUGGAGACCACGAAAAGGAACAGGCAGAGGAAAAUCCCCAUCCCAGCAUGACCCAGCUGCUGCGAAGAAAGAGAGCAGUCCUACAUCAAACAAGAUACGUGGAGCUGUUCAUAGUUGUGGAUAAGGAAAAGUUUGAAGAUUUUGGNAAGAGUGAAACAGAAGUAAGAGAGCACAUGGUGCAGCUGGCAAACUUCCUCGACAGUAUGUACAUCAUGUUGAACAUUCGCAUUGUGCUGGUUGGUCUAGAGAUCUGGAAGUAUGAAAACAUAAUCAGCACAGAUGGAGGUGCUGGGGAUGUGCUGGCAAAUUUUGUACAGUGGCGGGAGAAGAACCUUGUGUUGCGCCGGAGACACGACAGUGCCCAGUUUGUUCUAAAGAAAGGCUUUGGUGGCACAGCUGGCAUGGCCUAUGUGGGAACAGUGUGUUCCAAGAGCCACGCGGGAGGCAUCAACGUGUUUGGAAGAAUCAGCAUUCAGAUGUUUGCCUCAAUUAUGGCUCAUGAGCUGGGACACAACCUGGGGAUGAACCAUGAUGAUGAACGUGUCUGUCACUGUGGAGCAGCCAGCUGCAUCAUGAGCUCUGGAGCAUCGGGAUCAAGGAACUUCAGCAGUUGCAGUGCAGAGGACUUUGAGAAGCUAACUCUUAACAAAGGUGGGAGCUGCCUGCUCAACGUUCCCAAGCCUGACGAAACCUACAGUGUCCCCUACUGCGGGAACAAGCUGGUGGAUGCUGGGGAGGAGUGUGACUGUGGCUCACCAAAGGAAUGUGAAAGUGAUCCUUGCUGUGAGCCGGGUACUUGCAGGCUCCGGUCCAGUGCCGAGUGUGCUUAUGGUGACUGCUGUAAAAACUGCCAGCUCCUUCCUAAAGGAACCGAGUGUCGGGCAAGCACCAACGAGUGUGACCUCCCCGAGUACUGCAACGGCACCUCCCAGUUCUGCCAGCCAGACUUCACCGUGCAGAACGGCCACCCCUGCCACCACCAGGAGGCCUACUGCUACAACGGGGUCUGCCAGCACUACGACGCCCAGUGCCAGGAUAUCUUUGGCUCAAAAGCCAAAGCAGCCCCCAACAUUUGUUUUACUGAAGUGAAUUCCAAGGGUGACAGAUUUGGCAACUGUGGUUUCCAUGGCCAUGACUACAAGAAAUGUUCCAGCUGGAAUGCCAUGUGUGGGAAGCUGCAAUGUGAAAAUGUGAAAACUAUGCCUGUGUUUGGAAUCAAGCCUGCUAUUAUCCAGACUCCCAUUGGAAACACCACGUGCUGGGGUGUGGAUUUCCAGCUAGGCUCUGACGUCCCAGACCCUGGAAUGGUGAAUGAAGGCACCAAAUGUGGUAAUGGAAAGAUCUGCCGGCACUUCCAAUGCGUGAGCGCCUCUGUCCUCAACUAUGACUGCGAUGUGGAGCAGCAGUGCCACGGGCACGGGGUGUGCAACAACAACAGGAACUGUCACUGUGAGGAUGGCUGGGCCCCCCCGCACUGUGACACCAGGGGCUAUGGUGGCAGCGUGGACAGUGGCCCUCCCUACAAAGACAACUCACUGAGGAAUGGGCUGCUGGUGUUUUUCUUCCUGAUCCUCUCACUCCUCAUAGCUGCUGGUCUGGCAUUUGCAAAAAGAGACAGGCUGAGGAGAUGCUUUAGGAGAUUAGUGUCACGUUGCCAUUCGUCUCUUCGGUCGCCACCUCCUCGAUCAGAACCUGAGCAGAGGGACUAUCAGCACAGAGGCUUUUCCCAUGGCAUGCCUUAUCCUCCAAGAGCUGUUCCCAUGGACAUGGAGCCCCAUACCUACCCCGUUCCAUCUUACCCAGUUAAUCAGCAUCCCCAGCAGACUUACCACCAGCCCUACUACCCAUCACCACAGUACCAGGCACAGCAGCCACAGAAGCUGCCGACAAGGCCACCACCUCCGCUGCAGAAGUGUGUGCCUCAGAGACCUCCUUCAGCACAGCAAAAAAGUUUACCUCAGGGACAGUAUUUUCCUUCUCGACCGGCACCUUUGCCUCCCAAAUAG